Messenger RNA from Aspergillus steynii IBT 23096, 987 nucleotides. RefSeq names its product fucose-specific lectin. The coding region runs from base 1 to 987 and encodes 328 amino acids. NCBI's taxonomy places the organism in Eukaryota, Fungi, Ascomycota, Eurotiomycetes, Eurotiales, Aspergillaceae. The record is from RefSeq and is a predicted model, not a curated record. The transcript has a single exon.
AUGGCCCACCAGAUCUCCGCACUUGCCAGGGGAGAGGAGCGUCUUGACCUCUUCAUCCUCGGCCACGACAACGGCUGCUACCACAAGUACCGCAACAGCGAGAAGUGGACCGACUGGAAGCCCAUCGGCAAGGGGUUCAGCAGCAUCAUCUCUGCUGUCACCUGGGGCAAGGACCGCCUUGAUAUCUUCUGCCUGGACACCAGCAAUACUUGCUACCACCGUACCCUACAGAACGACAAGUGGGACAAGUGGGAGAACCUCGGCGGUAACUUCACCAGCUCCGUCAAGGCCGUCAGCUGGGGUGAGAACCGUCUUGACAUCUUUGCCCGUGGCCACGACAACACCUGCCACCACCAAUACUAUGAUGGUAAGCGUUGGAGCGGAUGGAAGUCCAUCGGCGGCUCCCUGAACGGCGGUGUAGAGGCCGUCAGCUGGGGUAAGGAGCGUCUGGAUGUGUUCGCGCUGUGGGCAGAGGACAACACCUGCCGUCGCAAGCGAUUCGACGGAAAUAACUGGAGCGACUGGGAGAACCUGGGCGGACGUCUUGUCAGCCCCAUUCGAGCCGUCAGCUGGGCUGAGGACCGCAUCGAUCUCUUCUCCCGGGGCCAGGACAAUGGCUUCUACCACCAGGGAUACGACGGCAACAAGUGGUCUGGAUGGCAGUCCCUGGGUGGCCAGGUGUAUAGCCACAUCGAGGUCAUCAGCUGCGCUCCCAACCGCUUAGACGUGAUCGCCAUAAACCGCGACCGGAGGUGCAUUAACAGGUCCUUCGAGAACGGCAAGUGGAGUGACUGGAAGGUUCAAGGCGACUUGACGUUCUUCAGUGCUAUCACUGGAGUAUCCUGCCGAGGCAGGGAGGGACAGCUUGACCUGUUCGGCGUUGCCACUCAUAAUAAUUCCGUCCAGCAUAGAUCCUAUGACGGAAACAACUGGAAGGACUGGAAAUCUCUCGAAGGGCUUGUUACCUGCCAGCUUCGGGAUUACUGA